This is a messenger RNA of Papilio polytes (common Mormon), 827 nucleotides long. It is a transcript of the gene mio, whose product is annotated as WD repeat-containing protein mio. The transcript has 6 exons. The record is from RefSeq and is a predicted model, not a curated record. Gene Ontology annotation, cellular component: cytoplasm. Gene Ontology annotation, biological process: positive regulation of TORC1 signaling; cellular response to amino acid starvation. Lineage: Eukaryota; Metazoa; Arthropoda; Insecta; Lepidoptera; Papilionidae. Bases 3 to 827 code for a protein of 274 amino acids. Gene Ontology annotation, molecular function: protein binding.
CAAUGUCAUAUUUGACAAUUAAACUAUCAAAAUACACAAAACAGAAUGAUAGCAACGUAAAUUUUGACCGAAAACAUUUGGUAAAUCGAAAAGUAUUCCAAGCGCUACCUCAGUGUUUGAUGGAAAAUAUGUCCGGAACAAAAUUAGACAUUCUCUGGUCACCGGUGCACCAUGAUAAAUUUAUUGUUUGGGGUCCUGACAUAACCUUAUACGAAGUUGCAAAACUUUCGGAAAUAGAGAAGAAAACUACAUUUAGUCAGAUAUCGUCAACGCGAGGUGCGACGGUGGUUGCAUCGCAGAGCGCUAGCGGCGUGCGCUGUGUGGACAUCAGUGCUAUAGCUGAUCAUCCUGACCCCCUGCUUGCGCUGGGACACGCCAGUGGUAGAGUUACACUCGCCAGCCUUAAACAGACUUAUGAUCCAUUAGGACUUGUUGGAAGAGAGUUUGUGCCCAAGUAUGGACGUCCCUGUAAUGGGUUGUCAUGGAAUCAUGAUGAGACCAAUCUUGUUGCUGUGGCAUUGGACAAGCACCGCAGCGACCACUGUAUCCAAGUUUGGGAUGCAAACAGAUCUUCUCUAUCAACUGAUGAAUUUACAGAUAAUACUUCUGCACUACAAUCGGAGCCGGCACGGCCUAUUGCAGAGCUUGCCUUGUCAGAGACGGCUCACAGUGUGGCCUGGACGGACCUCGGGAACCGCACCCUUGCUGCUUCCAUGAACAUGAAGCAUAUAAAGAUUUAUGACCUCAGAGAGCAGAGCGGGCCGGGGUAUGUUACAAAGUACUCUGUGAUAUACUUUUUGAAUGCCUGGGUGCAUACCUCAUUCUAG